Messenger RNA from Helobdella robusta, 162 nucleotides. RefSeq lists its product as hypothetical. NCBI's taxonomy places the organism in Eukaryota, Metazoa, Annelida, Clitellata, Rhynchobdellida, Glossiphoniidae. The annotation marks the transcript as partial. The transcript has a single exon. The record is from RefSeq and is a predicted model, not a curated record.
UUGAGUGGUAGACUCAAAGAAGAAAAUGUUUUACUUCAACGAAUACCAAUGAUUUCUACCGAUUUGCCCUUCAACUUCAAACGACCACAAUUUCCUUCCCGUCUUGCCUUUGCAAUCACUAAGCCCCAGAGCAAUCUUUUUAUGUUGUUGGUUUACAUUUAG